Salvia hispanica is the source of this 1289-nucleotide messenger RNA. It is a transcript of the gene FBS4, whose product is annotated as F-box family protein. Lineage: Eukaryota; Viridiplantae; Streptophyta; Magnoliopsida; Lamiales; Lamiaceae. The record is from RefSeq and is a predicted model, not a curated record. Gene Ontology annotation, molecular function: protein binding.
UCCUCUUUUUUUCCACACUCUCCAAACCCUAGCCCGCCUUUCGCUUUCCCCCAUUUCCCUCCUCCUCCACCUCCCACCUCUCUCUCUCUCUUGACAUUUGCUGACACGAUGAUUUUCCGCUAGUUUUGAAGGUUAUUUAAGUGAAAAGCUUGGAUUGGCGAUUUUUUUGUGGGAAAGAGAUAUUUUUAAUCAUGGGCAAAGUGUCUCCGGCCGAAAGGCAAUCGAAGAAUGGCAGGCAGAAAAGGCGAUUGAGGAAUGCCAAAAGCAAGUUUUUGAAGCCUGGAGCUCUUGCUCAGCUCCGGGACAGCAGGGCAUCCGGUUCAAAAUCUUGUACAGAUCUUGGGAAGAAAAGAGUUGCGCUUUUCGGUGGAAAGCCGACUGAUGGGGAAGCAUCCGAGCCUCAUCGGGACAAGAACACCGAGCAAAGCCCUAAUUUUUCAUCGCCUGUGAGGUUUCAAUUUGCUCCUGCACUUGGAGCAUCUGAUUUUUUCAAUCCAUAUAAUUUAGGGAACACUCCAAAAACCCCUCGAAUGGAGGACUCUGCCUCGGAGUCCAGGCUUGAAUCUCUCCCUAUUGAUUUACUGGUGAAAAUACUUUGCCACCUGCACCAUGACCAGCUCAGAGCAGUUUUCCAUGUCUCUCAGAAAAUCAGGAAAUCAGUUGUUAUAGCAAGGCAGUUCCACUUUAAUUACACUACUCCGGAUAGAUCGAGGCAAGAGAUGCUGAACACUAUGACUCCACUGCCAACCGAGCACUGGCCCUUUAUGGGCAGGGGAGGCGAAAAAGGGAUGCUGAUUGCAAGCCCGCACACGCCAAAGGCACCAAAGCAUGGCCCACGUCCACCCUCCCGUUUGAAGUUCACUGAGAUGCGGCAGGUAGCUGCUGUUCUCUUCCAAGAUUCAUCAUUCUCUUUGGUGCCAUCAGUCAUUCAGAAACCAAUAUGCAAGUCGUUGGCUUCCAACAGAGUCCUGUUCUACGAGGAUGAGUUGUGCCAGGCAGUGGCUCAGAACAAACUUCGUUGAAACACUGUUGUUUCUUCUCCUUCGUCUUCAUGUGUAUAGUAGCAUCUCCUGCUUUUCUGUGUAAUAGUAGCAAGAUAGAUAAGGGUUUAGGUUUGUAGUUAUGCUGAGUGCUGUGGCGUCAAGCUUAAGUAAUAGGAAUAGAAAGAAGUUUUUGGUGGAUUUCAGGCGAAUAAUAUAUUAUAGAGUCCGUUGUACAGAGCUGGAACCAACACGGCCGCUUUAUGAGAGCUAAACCCUUUGUGUGAAGGAAAAUAUUUCAGUUUUAAA